AUGAACGAAACACGGAAAAGAACACACUUACCGAACGAUUCUGCCCAAAAAUCAUCGCAGGCCAAGCGGCAUCGGGCAGAUGAUGGCAAUAACAACCACUCAACGACGGAAGGCAACACGAUUGCCAGCACUCAACCGGAACAACCGGAGAUGGUACGCAAUGGCAAGGUGCUGAAGAUGGUGUUGAAAAAUUUCAUGUGCCAUCGGCAUUUAGAGGUAGUGUUUAACAAGCGCGCUAAUCUAUUGGUCGGUAAGAAUGGCAGUGGGAAAAGUGCCAUACUGGCCGCGGUUACGAUCGGACUCGGUUGCAACGCAGGCCAAACGAACCGGUGCAACAGUUUGAAGGAUUUAAUUAAACACGGCGAAUCGCAGGCCGUGAUCGAGAUCCAUCUCGAAAAUACCUGUUUUGACGCGUACGAAGGGGAACGGUACGGAAGGCGCAUCAUUUGUGAGCGCACAUUAUCUGCGUCCGGAGGUGGAACGUACAAGCUGAAGAACGAGCACGGUCAGGUUGUGUCGACGAGCCGGUCUGAGCUGCUCAAGGUGCUGCACGCGUUCAACAUCCAGGUAGAUAAUCCAAUCUGCGUGCUGAACCAAGAUUUAGCCCGUUCGCUUUUGAAAGAUUCGGACGAAAGCAAACAGUACACCUUCUUCGCGAAAGCGACCCAGAUCGAUAGCAUCAAGCAGAAGCUGAACGAUUGUGCGACGAUUGCCAAACAGGCUCGCAACGUGCUGGCUAUGAAAGAGAAAAGCCUACAGUAUCUGAGCAGAGAGAUUGAGGAGCUGGAGGAAAAGCAGACCAAUCUUGAAUCGGCCGGCAGCUUGAACAAACUGAUGAGCGAACUGCAUGCACAUUUAGCAUGGCGUGUCGCGUUCGAUCAGGAGCAGCAGCUUGCGGCCGUAGAUGAUGAGUUGAAAAAGCUACAAUUAUCGAUCGUGGAGCAGGAGCAUCGGAUAUUAAAUCGGGAAACGUUGGUGACCGAUUCGGAUCGUAUGAUUCAGCGACAUCGGGCCGAUAUCGAGGGCAAAAAGACGGAACACGUGGCGUUAAGGGAAGCGUACGCUUCGGUCCGUGCGAUGCAUCAGGAAGCGGUGGAGAAACAGGCUGCCGUAGAACGGAUUAUACGAAAAGGCACAGAACAGAUCAAAAGGCUGCAAGACGAAAUGAAUCAAAUCGAGCAAGACUUGCUGCAACGGGACGAUAAUGGCCUUAGUCAGGUGGAGCAAAAGAAGAAACAAGUUGAAUCGGAAAAAGCGCUGCUCACCGAACGAAACGAGGAGCUAACGUCGAUGAUUGCGAAUGCCCAGCGUGAGGUGGAUACAAUGUACAGUACGAUGGCCAUACUGAAAGAGGAACAAGAGGACAAGAGAUGCGAAUGGAAGAGCAAACAGAGCGAAACGUCUCGCAUCGAGACACAGCUCGAACAGUUCAAGUCCGCACCGCGCAGCAAGCUGGCCGUGUUUGGGCCCAAUAUGCCCGCGCUGGACGCACGCAUCCGAGAGCUACACCAGCAGGGGAAGUUUUCCGAGCUACCCCGCGGUCCGCUAGGCCAGUACAUUGAGGUGCGGGACAACCGGUGGCGCGGAAUCGUCGAAACCGCACUCGGUGGCUGCCUGUCGGCAUUCUACGUCUCAACGCAGGAAGACUGGCGUACGUUGGAUGCACUGCUAAAAAAGGAAUUUCCCGAGCUGCAGAAUCGAACCAUCUUUACCGGACGAUUUGUGAAAGAGCUGUACGAUGUACGGCGGGGAUGCGUACAGGAGCGGGACGGGACGUAUCUGUUGAUGAACCUAAUCAAGGUGAACGAUGCAGUUGUCAUGAAUCGGUUAAUUGACAGUGCAGCGAUCGACACUAUACUCGUGUCCGAUCAGCAGGCCACCGCGAUCCAGUUGACGAGCGAGAUUGAAAAUGUGCCUCAGAACCUUAGCAAGGUGAUCGUUUUGGAACCGUGCUCGGAGUUUUUCCCACAGCCAAAAUAUCGAUCGUACGGGUUGCAAAAGAAAUCACCGCGCUAUCUACAGGUCAGCAUGGACGAGCUGAAGCGUGACACCGAGCGGCGCAAAGAGAUGUUACAGAGUAAGGGGCUUGAGCUAAAAGCUGCCUACGAAGAGGUGACUAAACGGCUCCAGGAAUUGGAGCGGAACAUACACCAACAACAGCAACACGGACAAAACCUUCAGCGAGAACUUCAGGAAAACGAACAGCAGCUUCAACAGUUGUCCACCGUUGAUUUUGAAGGUGAAAUUGAGGAGGCUACGUUGAAAGUGGAACUCGAAAAAUCCCGUUCAUUAGUUGCCGACCUAAAGCGCGGAAUUCAAGAAGAACAGGCGAAACUGGACGACAUCCGGCGCACGGUACAGCAGCACAAAGAACAGGUGCAGGAGAAGAAAAAUGCCAUCUGCGCGGUUGAGGAGAAAAUUACCAGGAUACAAAAUCUUGUCGAUGAGGAGCACAAGAAACGGCACGAGCUGCAAACAACUCACAAGGCGAAGCGGCAUGCGCUGGAUCGUGCCAACGAAAAUAUGCACCAACGCAAGCAGACCCGGGUGGAGCUACAGGCGACGGUUGAGAAGGCCGUGCAAGAUGCGCUUGCGAUGAGUGCACGGCCACAGCCUGACGAACAGGAACGGAUCGAGUCUGUUGAUCAAUUGAAGAAAAAAAUUCAUUCGACCGAUAAGCGGAUCAGACAGGUGAACGCAACGCAGGAGAAGCUCGAGGACGUGCUCGAGGAGCUGGAAAGCAAAACACGCGAACGGGACGAAGUGAUCCGCUACUCGACGGCACUCCGCAAUAUAACGAUGCUGAUGAACGACAUACGCAAGUCGCGGUUCAAUUACCUAUGCCAGCUUACCUCACACAUGUCCCUGCGUGUGAAGCAUAAGUUUAUGAGAAUAAUGCAAAUUCGUAACUACGUCGGUUCGAUACGAUUCGAUCAGGAGCAGUGCAAGUUGGCCCUCUCGGUUGUACCGCGGGACAGUAAUAUUCAGAACGCAGUAUCGACCACCAAAUCACUGUCCGGUGGUGAACGCUCGUACGCGACCGUUGCCUUUUUGAUUUCGCUCUGGUCGUGCGUGGACACACCGUUCUUCUUUCUGGACGAGUACGAUGUGUUUACUGAUCAGGUAAAUCGGCACACGAUAACGCGCCUGCUGCUGAACGAAGCGAGCAAAAAGCCGGACCGUCAGUUUUGCUUCCUGACGCCGCAGGACAUGAGCGACGUGAAGGCUACGCCGCACUUAACUAUUCAUCGAAUGGAAGAUCCGCAACGAUGCUGA
Molecule: messenger RNA, 3276 nt
Organism: Anopheles maculipalpis
Lineage: Eukaryota; Metazoa; Arthropoda; Insecta; Diptera; Culicidae
Gene: SMC6
Product: structural maintenance of chromosomes protein 6
Exons: 6
Coding region: 1-3276 (1091 amino acids)
Biological process (GO): double-strand break repair via homologous recombination
Cellular component (GO): nucleus; Smc5-Smc6 complex; site of double-strand break
Molecular function (GO): single-stranded DNA binding; damaged DNA binding
Source: RefSeq, a predicted model, not a curated record